Molecule: messenger RNA, 5098 nt
Organism: Periophthalmus magnuspinnatus
Lineage: Eukaryota; Metazoa; Chordata; Actinopteri; Gobiiformes; Gobiidae
Gene: asic1b
Product: acid-sensing (proton-gated) ion channel 1b
Exons: 11
Coding region: 719-2287 (522 amino acids)
Biological process (GO): sodium ion transmembrane transport
Cellular component (GO): membrane
Source: RefSeq, a predicted model, not a curated record
GAGAGAGGGGAUGGAUGCGAGGCAGAGGCGGCUGUGACAGAAGCUUGCGCUGCAGCUGUAGUCUAGUCAGGACCCCCCGAACAACGCAUCUCUCAACGAUACGCCAGUAAUCAGCGGCUUAUUUGGCAUUCUGCACGUGUUGGAAUUACGCGAGAAUUCAGGAGCGCAGAGCGAUGUGGGAGACAGCUUGAAGAAAACGUCGCUUUUUGGUUUAACUGAACAAACCAAGGGGUAAGCUAUAAGACUGUUUCUCUAUCCGCGGUGCUGUCCUUUUGCUACAUCGGUAAAAAAGCGAUCCCAACGUGCGAGUUUGUUAUUUUUUGGAGCGUGGAGCGUGCACACCAACUCGGUAUUAUAACCAGAAGAGUGCGAGGAGGAGAGGACAACGUUGGCAGCUGUCCAUGCGCGCUCCAAAGCCGGGCUAUUUAUUAUGGAUGUGUGACCCCAGCUGAGGUAUUGCCUACUACAACACAUGCUUAUUCAUCCUUAUAGACGCCCCUUUUAAAAAAAAUAAACGAUACGAGCGCGCUUUGGAGGUUGGUUUCCUUGUAAAAUGAUCUGGAUGUUUUGGUUUUUGGCCAGCUGUCAGUGACGCAACCUCUUUCCCCAGACUGCAUGAGAAACCCAGGCAGGGCGUGAACUCGCGGAGCCCUUUUAUUUGAGCAAAGCUGUAGUUUGUCACACUUCAUCUCUCAAUAGAGUUCAUUUUCGCACAGCCAUGGAUAUCAAGGCAGAAGCGGAGGAGAUGGAGUACAAGCGCCCGGCUCCGAUUGAAGUUUUCGCCAGCCGUUCCACGCUGCACGGCAUCUCGCACAUGUUCACGUACGAGCGGGUGUACAUCAAGCGAACCCUGUGGAUAUUAUUCUUCCUGGGCUCACUGGGGGUGCUGGCCAUGGUGUGCGUGGACCGCGUGCAGUUUUACUUCCAGUACCCCCACGUGACCAAGCUGGACGAGGUGGCCGCGGCUCUGAUUCGGUUCCCCGCCGUCACCUUCUGCAACCUCAACUCGUUCCGCUUCAGCCGGGUGACGCGCAACGACCUGUACCACGCCGGGGAGCUGCUGGCCUUGCUCAACGGCAGGUAUGAGAUCCGGGACACUCACAUGGUGGAGGAGAGCGUGCUUCAGGUUCUGAAGGAGCGUGCCGACUUUGACAACUACAAGCCCCGCCCCUUUAACAUGCGUGAGUUCUACGACCGCACAGGCCACGACAUCAAGGACAUGCUGCUGUCCUGCUACUUCAGAGGAGGCGAGUGCAACGCCGAAGACUUCAAAGUGAUCUUUACCCGUUAUGGUAAAUGCUACAUGUUUAACUCGGGUCAGGACGGGAAGCCCCCCCUGGUGACCAUGAAGGGGGGCAUGGGCAACGGACUGGAGCUCAUGCUGGACAUCCAACAAGACGAGUACCUGCCUGUGUGGGGCGAGACUGAUGAAACUUCAUUUGAAGCUGGGAUCAAGGUUCAGAUCCACACUCAGGAUGAGCCCCCGUUUAUCGACCAACUGGGCUUUGGAGUGGCCCCAGGCUUCCAGACCUUUGUGUCCUGUCAGGAGCAGAGGCUGACGUACCUGCCUCCUCCCUGGGGCGACUGUAAGGCCUCUGCCAUGGACUCGGACUUCUUCAGCACCUACAGCAUCACAGCCUGUCGCAUAGACUGUGAGACCCGCUACCUGGUGGAGAACUGCAACUGCCGCAUGGUGCAUAUGCCAGGAGAUGCCCCAUACUGUACCCCUGAGCAGUACAAGGAGUGUGCAGAUCCAGCCUUGGACUUUUUGGUGGAGCGGGACAAUGACUACUGCGUGUGCGAGACUCCGUGCAACUUGACGCGCUACGGCAAAGAGAUGUCCUUCGUCAAGAUCCCCAGCAAAGCCUCGGCAAAGUACCUGGCCAAAAAGUUCAACAAGACUGAACAGUACAUAUCUGAAAACAUCCUGGUUUUGGACAUCUAUUUUGAAGCACUAAACUACGAGACCAUUGAACAGAAGAAAGCGUAUGAACUGGCAGGUCUUUUGGGUGACAUUGGUGGUCAGAUGGGUCUCUUCAUUGGCGCAAGUAUCCUCACCAUCCUUGAACUCUUUGACUAUCUUUAUGAGGUGAUCAAGUACAAGCUGUGCAGGUGUGUGAAGAAGAAACACAAGGGGCGCAACAACAACGACCGAGGAGCUGUGCUGAGCCUGGAUGAUGUCAAACGCCAUGCUCCUUGCGAGAACAUGCGCACACCAUCUUCAUACCCGGGCAACAUGCUACCUCACCACCCGGCGCAGGCUAACUUUGAAGACUUCACUUGUUGAACCUCUCACGAGAACGGCUCAAAUCUACAAGUGCGAGUUAUGCAACCAAAGUCAACAAUACCAGACUAUACUGUAUCUACUAUGGAGUGGAAAUACUGACUGAUGAGACACUUUUUACACAGAGAAAUGGACAAAUAUUGAACAAAUUUAAGAGGAAGAGCCCAAAUGAGAAAAAAAAAAUACAAAAUUAUUCCCGUAAGGUUUGCAGCAUUGUAUACUGUGGAGCACUGCCGCAAAGGACACUCUCUAAAAGACACUUUGCCAACGAAAAUAUAUUGAAAAUGUACAGAUCCAUCAUGCCUUUAUGUAAAAAACAUCGUUGUUUCCGGAACACCGUGGAACAUUCGGCCAUUUUGCUAACUCACCUGUAGCAACAUCUGUACGCCAUUCAAAAGCUGGACUCCUGUGUAGUCAGUGAGAAUGUAUCCUUGUCCGCAGUUGCAGUUAAAAAUGUGGGACUAUUUUUUUCGGGGAAGUUCUCUAGUGGUGACGUGGUAGAAGUGCUUCAUCAAGACCAUUUUUAACAACAUACAAUGGUGAAAAUAUCAGGUAUCAUCUAAUGCAUGCUUGUAUUUGUCCAAGUGCAUGUUGUUUUUUCCAUUCCAUUUUGAUUUUAUGGUUUUGUUUUAUUAUUUUAUAGAGGAUUAUCAUAUUACCAAGUUUGCCUCAAUGGUAUACAGGAAAAGGUCAAAUCAGUGACAUCCCAUAUUAUGUUUGGACUGAGCGUGAAUGUGCCAACCUCUGAAUGAAUGACCUGCAUUUAGCAAAUUUUAAAAUCAUUUUGUAGUUUUUACUUUUACAAUCUUUUUCAAAGCUUCACCCGGAUUUUACAAAAGCCAUUUUCACACUACAUGAAAAAGUGGUAAAGAUUGGAAUUUUUUUGUCAUGUUGUUAGCUUAGCAAGAUGGACAAUGUGUUUAUCUGAUUGGUUAAUCCAUUCGUCAUUCAUGCCAAUCGGAACUUUGUAUAGAAUUGGAAAGGUAAUACUGAAAAAGCAGCCUUAAACUGUUUGUGCACUUUUUGUGUUUCUCAAAGGUGCAAUUUUGAAAGCAGAACUCUGUAACUUGUCUUUUUAAUUUUUGACCACUCUUGCCAUAAGAAAAAUGGACAAAUAAAGCCAUUACUAGCUUGUUUUCUGGCUACAAUUUUUACAAGACCGAAAACUUCAGGGAUACUAGGUCGUUACAUGUACUUACCCAUGUACACAGAAUCAUUUCAAUAACCCACAAAAACACCAUUACACAAACUCCCCAACAAAUGACUUAAGGUAAAAAGUGACAGAGUUCUGCUUUAGUAGUUGUAGUAGCCUUACAUAUUUAAAAUUAGCCAAAACAAUUCAGGUCAAGAGAUUUUAUUAUGAUGCAGUUCAGUGACACAAUGUGUAAUAGACACGAUUAUGACAAAUAUAUUAAGUUGGACAAGUUCAACAAUGGACUAUACAGUCACAUGACACUCAAGAGUCUCGCCCACUUCAAAGCCCAUAGACUUUUUUUUUUUUUUUCAGACAUUAUUUGAAAUUUAAAAGCUUUGCAAGUGGUAACCAGCUAUGUGCUAACUAAUGUUUAGAACAUGUUUUAAAGGCACAUCAGAGUUUCACUAAAAUGUUGAAAACAGAACUAGUUCAUUUUAAGGUAAGGCAAGUUUAUUUGUACAGCACAGUUCGUACACAAAGUAAUUCAAAGUGCUUUACAGAAUAAGAAAGACUUUAAAAUCACAAUACAGCAAAUCAAAACAAUAAUAAUCAUAAAUAAUCAUCAUAAAAUUAACAUUAAAAGAGAAGACUGCAGAAUAAAAACUUUUCAGUCAUAUGCACAGCUAAACAGAACUGUUUUGAGCAAAGUUUUGUUGUGAAAGGAAACCUAACAACUCUUAGCAUGCUAAUGUGCACGUCUUGAUUAUCGGACAAUAAAAAGCUUUAUAAUAAGAUGCAGACAGCAUGCAGCUGACCUCAAGAGCCGCUUAUAAGAUAUCCUAUAUCCUGUACUGGGUCAAGAUAUAUUUUAUUCGGAAAAAUCAAGUACUCAAAAUUAGGUGAAAUAUUUCAAUAACUUAGGUUAGUUAUAGAUCUUGUGGUUAUUAGUUAUAAGCUGCAUGGUUACUAGUUACCACAUAGCUGAUUAGCCCCGCCCCUGAGCAAGCUUUCAAACUUUUUUUUUUUUUUUUUUCAGAAAGUCUAUGGGCAAAAUGAAUGAGAAAUGUACUUUCAGAACCUAGUGGUGGCCUGUCACUUUUGAACUCCAUAGAUAAUGAUCUUUUAAUUUCAGUUAACACAUUUUGGAUUAAAUUUGGACCAUCUACAUCUAAAAUUCAGCUAAAUGAGAAAUCAGAAACUUGAGAUCAUAUUGAUCACAUUGCUAUUUCACAUAUAAGCCAGUCAGACAGUUCACAGUGUUUUUUUGAGUACAAAUUAUGGACAGAAUACAUAUAAACCCAAGUGUCACUGAGAACAUAACUAUUAGUAGCUUAUAUCUUGUUUGAGUUUAACGCCAGGAUAAGGUGCAAGUUGAAAGUUCUUGAAUCUAUUGUGUGGCUUACAUUUCUGUAUCUGUGUUAUUCUAGUCGCUAAAGUCUUAUCAAAGCACAAUACCGCCAUUAUGUAAAGGUGACGUAAAAGAAAAUGUACUAUUCUUAUUGAUAUAUUACCAUAUAAUUAAUAUCGUGUUGAGAAGACUGUUUACUUCCUUCUGUUGCGUUUUUCUUUGGUAUAAAACAUAUUUGAUAAUGCCUGAUAGACUGACUCCAUCUCCAGGUCAAAGGCUGGUCUAUUUAGUUAUAUCAGAGCAUAAAUAAAAUGUAAAUAUCAUUUUGAAA